CAGGCUCCUCAUAAAGCGGCUCCGGCCCUUUCCCCGUUGUUAUAAGAUGACGCAAUCUUGUAACACAAUCCUUAUUGUCCGCCUACGGCUAGCUUGGCUCCCAGCGGUCACACGGAGUUUGUAGGUAAAUAAACCGGCUCUCUGGCUCCGCUGCCGGAGGCCGGUGCGAGCUUGUUGAGUCUGGCCAUGUCGAGAAGGCGCUGUGUUCUCCGCUGUGAGGGGAAAUCUCCGCUGUACGCGCUGCCAAAGGCAGAACCACAAAGAAGCCAGUGGCUGAGGUUCAUCUUCCCCUCGGUUCCCUCCACUGUCCCAAACGUCGUGCUGUGCGCCCGGCACUUCACGGAGGACAGCUUCAGGAACCGAGCGCAGUUCAACGCUGGAUUCUCGCAGCUCUUACUCCUGAAAGACGGGGCGCUUCCCACUUUGUGUGGCCCGGCGGGAGACUCAGGUUCGCAGCCGCACGUCACUCAUGGACGGCCCACUGAUACUACCCCCAUCCCUGUGGAUGCCAGGGCCGAGACUGCAGCCAGCAGACCCCGCCGACAGAAACGGCAUUGCCCGGCCCCAGUUUCCCUUGGGGACGUGAAUCAUCACAAAGACACCAUGGUGUGGCUAUCCAGUGCUACAGCUACUGGUGAAGCUCAAGAGAAAACUGAAGAAUCAAAAGGGCAGGCAUGUAUGCAGCAAACACACGGUGAGACAAGCAUGUUGACUGAGAACUUCAAAGGAGGCACAAGAACAGUGAGAAAGCAGCAGGAAGAGGCUGAAGCCCUUAAAAAGCCAAAGCAACAGGAGUGUUUAACACCUGAUAGAAGCUUAUUAAAUUGUGGGCGUCUGACGCCUGAAGCAGUUCACUACAGCACUGUUCCCAAGUACUUUGAGUACUGCACAGGAUUUUCCUACGACCAGUACAACCACCUGUGUGCCUUUUUUGGACUUCCCAGGAGCGCACACGCCCCACAGUCUGAGGUGCCGCUUACGUUUCUGAGGUCAACUAAGUCGGUCAAAAGCAUGCCGCUGCGCGUGCAGUUCUUACUCGUUCUUAUGAAACUAAGGAACAACUUCGACGUGAAAGAUUUGGCGUUCAGAUUUCAGAUCGAUCCUCCAAGUGUGAGCAUCAUUUUCCGCUCGUGGAUCCCUUACUUAUAUAACAAGUUAGGUCAGAUACCCACAUGGCCUCACAGAGACAUAAUCGCUUCCCAGAUGCCCACAGACUACAAAAACGAAUAUCCAACAACGUUUGCGAUCUUGGAUUGCACUGAGAUUAAAAGUUAUUCCGAGCACAAGUCGGCGGGUAAAUGCCUGAUAGCUUGCGACCCUCGCGGGUCCGUGAUGUUUGUGUCAAAUCUGUUUGGUGGAUCCGUGUCUGACCGGGACGUGUUUAAUCAGUGUGGAAUUACAGCACAGCUUAAAAAUCUCAUCAUGUGUGGCUACCUUCAUAAAGGGGACGCACUGAUGGCACAGAAAGGCUUCCUCCUCGACACCGAUGUCAAGAAACUAGGGCUCAAACUUGACGUGUCCCCCACUGCAAAAUCGAGGACACAGACUUGCAGCAUGGGCACACAAACCACCAAGACCGCGGCCAAGCACAGGGUGCUCGUCGAUAGAGCAAUAGGCAAAAUCAAGAAGUUCAAGAUUGUGUCAAACAGGGUUUCGCACACGGGACUGAAGAACAUCAAUGAGAUCUGGUUUGUGGUAAGCAUGCUGUCCAACUUUCAGCCCCACAUCGCUUAAAAAUUGAUGACUUGUGCUGACCUGGUAGCUUGGAGCACUUUCUAAAUGGGGAUCCCUCUCGCCAUACUUAUGGCUACAAAGGAGGGUUAUUGAGUUUCUGAGAUGUGCCUCAGGAAGGCCAUGUCCACGGAGCUGAACAUCUGAGGGCCAUAAGUAACUUCAGUCUCAAAGAGGAAAAAAACAAGAGUCUCUAAAACUGAAGAAUUACCAAAGGACAGAGAGAAUGGGACUCCUGUCAACCAUGGUAGACCAACAAAACUGUCAGAGAAACAGUACUUUCAUCUUCUAAAGAAGGAACCUCAACACUGUGGGUGUGAAAGGAUGCGCAGCUGUCAAGACGAAGAAGAAAUGGACAAAAAGAUGAUUUGCUCUAGAACAUCAAAACUGGACAUCUGGACGGGUCUGAAGGACUGAUGAGGCUAAAUUUGUAAUGCGAUUACUUGAAACCUGCACAGAAUAUGUUAAACCAACUUCUGAGACAGAACUUUGGAGGUGCAGAGAAAUAUGUUCUAGAAGGCAAAGAAUGGACACACCAAAUACUGAAGCACACUGUUAGAAAUGAAGGUUCUCUGCAGGUACAUUUUUCGUUUAUUAAGGUACAAACAAUGUAAAUGUUCCCUCAAACUGCCAGCAGUGGUUUAAGGUCUGAUUGUGAAGCUUAAAUCAGUUCC
Messenger RNA from Pygocentrus nattereri (red-bellied piranha), 2405 nucleotides. RefSeq lists its product as uncharacterized. Lineage: Eukaryota; Metazoa; Chordata; Actinopteri; Characiformes; Serrasalmidae. The record is from RefSeq and is a predicted model, not a curated record. The transcript is spliced from 4 exons. The coding region runs from base 187 to 1734 and encodes 515 amino acids.